AAACCAAACCGAAAAAACAUAUACGUUCGUCCUACCCCUCAGAAGUGCCAAAGUAGCUAGCUUUGACCCUGUCCCGCAACCUGAGUCCUCUCCAGUCUUCAAAUCGUUGCUGGGUUUUGCUCCAAAAGAUUUGCUUCUGGUGUGCAUUAAACGUUCAACCCUUUUCGUGAAAAGAAAACAUCCGGUUCCUGAUGCAGGGCGGAGCGGAGAUAUAGAAAGAUAGUAUAAGCUUGAGACGAAGGUUGAAAAUGAGCAGCGAGGCUUUGCAAGUUGCCAAGGUGUACCGCCACCUUCUCAAAGCCGUGAAGAAACAUGUUGCCAAAGAAGAGAGUAAGAGGCAUUUUAUAAAGUAUGCAGCCGAAGAAUUUAGGAACAACUGCAAACUGUCAGACCCAUCUUCUAUUCAGCAUAAGAUGAAGCUUGCCGAGAACUACACUUUACUUCUUAACAGUGUGCACCAUCACAAGGACUUGUUGUUCUCUUACAACAUUGCUGUGGAUAGAUCAGAUGAGAUGAAGAGAGUGCUCGGAAAAUCGGCUGCAAGUGUGGGUCUUCAACUUCCUGAGGUCUAUCAACCUUGAUAUUUUGGUUGGGUCCAUAUGCUCCAUCCUAUAUCCUCAGGAAUUUUGGUGUUCCAUUGAUAAAUAAUUAAAAUGUUAUUUGUUUGCUGCCAACGUAUCGAACCAAACAUUUGUUUGAGAGGUUAUUUGUUGUAACAAAAUUAAGUUCUGCUGCAGCAUCUGAAUCAAUCCUCUGUACUUUUGACCCAAGGAAAUGGAAAUAUUCCAAAUGUUGGGAGUUAUAAUGAUU
Messenger RNA from Malus domestica (apple), 810 nucleotides. RefSeq lists its product as uncharacterized. NCBI's taxonomy places the organism in Eukaryota, Viridiplantae, Streptophyta, Magnoliopsida, Rosales, Rosaceae. The record is from RefSeq and is a predicted model, not a curated record.